AUGGAUUACGUACCUUUCAGAAUGGAUUUAUCUAUUGGUGAUUGGCUGUAUCAAAAUUCCAAGAUAAUGAAAAAUCUUGCACCACUGAUAAACGCUUCAGCAUCACGCAAUAUGUUUAUUAUUUUACCUAAUCUAGGACCGGCUUGUUAUAAUGCUACCCUGUUAACAAAAUUACUUACAAAUAUUAAUAAAAAAAAUAUAGUUGUGGUAACCUCUGAUUUAGGUUUGGAAAUAACUCCAAUAGCGGCUGAAAUUACAGAAAUUCCAUUAAAAAACAUGUUUUGCCCACCGGUAUGGGGAUUUGUUGGAAUUAAUCAUCUUGUAGACAUCAAGAAUAUAGUUCAUAAAUAUAAUGUUUUUGAACCAUUUAAUAGAUAUAUAAAAGUUCAAAGUUCUUCAUUAUGCAUCGGAGUUCUUACACCAGAAUUAAGAACUCUAGAAUAUUUAAUGCAUUUUAAUGAGAGUCUGUGGACAAAAUUAUUAGACACAAAACGAAAAGUUAAGAAUGAAGAAUUGUCGCUGAAUAAAGCCACGGCGGUUUUAAACUUCAUUAAACUCUGGCUUUCAGGCCCUAAUUCAAAUUAUAUUCUAAGUUUGGGCAUAAUAUGCGAUGGAUCUUUUGGAUUAACUUUUAACGGGGUUUUUUCUCAGCCAGUUAGAUAUGUUAAAGGUUAUUGGCAGCCCGCUGCUGAUUUCAUGACACCUAAAGAUCCACAAAUGAAUAUACUAUAUCUAGCACAAUUAGCAGAAAAAAUUAUGUGUUUUAAAAAAAAAGAGCUGCCCGUGAUUGUUCCUUACAAUCCUUGCACAUGUUUACGUAAAAAGGAUAAAGACCAUGAAAAUAUUAGAAAAAAGAAAACAACGUUUUUUAAAGAAGAAUAA
Parnassius apollo (apollo) is the source of this 882-nucleotide messenger RNA. The record is from the annotation of a GenBank genome assembly. Lineage: Eukaryota; Metazoa; Arthropoda; Insecta; Lepidoptera; Papilionidae.